Molecule: messenger RNA, 2280 nt
Organism: Corylus avellana
Lineage: Eukaryota; Viridiplantae; Streptophyta; Magnoliopsida; Fagales; Betulaceae
Product: granule-bound starch synthase 1, chloroplastic/amyloplastic
Molecular function (GO): alpha-1,4-glucan glucosyltransferase (UDP-glucose donor) activity
Source: RefSeq, a predicted model, not a curated record
ACGAGGGUCGAGGUGGCAGUACAUAUUCAUGAUCUUCGGUGAACAUUUACAUCCAAAGCUGACCUGACAACUAUCAGUAGCAAAGACUGAGGGACUCACUCGUAUUGAAGACAUUAUCAAUGGCAACUCUGAUCGCCUCACACUUUGUGUCAAGAACUUCACCCGUCAACAGUCAUGGAACUUCAGGAUCAGAAACUAAAGCAAACAUGGCACAGAUAGGCUUAAGGAACCAGGCAAUGACCCAUAAUGGGUUAAGAUCUUUGAACAAGUUGGAUAUGCUAAAGAUGAGAACCCAGACAAAAGCAAUUGCCAGGCAAGCAGGGCACAAAGUAAAAAACACUGAGAACGAGAGGCCUGCUGGGAAAGUUAUAUGCGGACAAGGAAUGAACUUGGUCUUCGUGGGAGCCGAGGUUGGUCCAUGGAGCAAAACUGGUGGACUUGGUGAUGUUCUUGGAGGACUGCCACCAGCUAUGGCGGCUAAUGGGCACCGUGUUAUGACUGUCUCUCCACGCUAUGACCAGUACAAAGAUACAUGGGACACUGAUGUUCAAGUUGAGAUAAAAGUUGGGGACAGAAUUGAAACUGUUCGCUUCUUCCACUGCUACAAACGAGGAGUUGAUCGAGUAUUUGUGGAUCACCCAAUGUUCCUUGAGAAGGUAUGGGGCAAAACUGGAUCCAAAAUCUAUGGUCCUAGAGCUGGAUUAGAUUACCAGGAUAACCUACUUCGUUUCAGCUUGUUGUGCCAGGCUGCUCUGGAGGCACCAAGGGUUCUGAACUUAAACACAAAUCCAUACUUCUCAGGACCAUAUGGCGAGGAUGUUGUCUUCAUUGCCAAUGAUUGGCACACUGCUCUUCUUCCAUGCUACCUAAAAAGCAUGUACAAACCAAGGGGCAUGUUCGAAACUGCCAAGGUUGCUUUCUGCAUCCACAACAUAGCCUACCAGGGCAGAUUUGGCUUUCCAGACUUCCCACUUCUCAAUUUGCCUGAACAAUUCAAGAGUUCUUUCGACUUUUUUGAUGGGUAUGAGAAGCCAGUGAAGGGAAGGAAAAUCAAUUGCAUGAAGGCAGGAAUAAUAGAGUCAGAUAGGGUCUUAACUGUGAGCCCAUACUAUGCCCAGGAACUUAUUUCAGGAGUUGAAAAAGGUGUGGAAUUGGAUAACAUCAUUCGUAAGACUGGCAUAAGUGGUAUUGCGAAUGGAAUGGAUGUUCAAGAGUGGAAUCCAGCCACAGACAAAUACUUAGAUCCUAAAUAUGACGCCACAACUGUUAUGGAUGCAAAGCCUCUAUUGAAGGAAGCCCUUCAAGCAGAAGUUGGGUUGCCUGUUGACAGAGAUAUCCCUUUGAUAGGAUUCAUUGGAAGACUAGAAGAGCAGAAAGGUUCGGAUAUUCUAGCGGCAGCUAUUCCAAAGUUCAUUAAGGAGCAUGCUCAGAUCAUAGUCCUUGGAACUGGCAAAAAGAAAAUGGAGAAGCAAAUUGAACAGCUGGAGAUAUCAUAUCCUGAAAAGGCAAGGGGAGUGGCAAAAUUCAAUGUCUCCUUAGCCCAUAUGAUUAUUGCUGGCGCUGAUUUUAUGCUGAUCCCAAGUAGAUUUGAACCAUGUGGUCUCAUUCAGUUGCAUGCCAUGCGAUAUGGAACGGUGCCUAUUGUUGCCUCAACCGGUGGACUUGUUGACACUGUCAAAGAAGGGUUUACUGGAUUUCAGAUGGGAGCUUUCAAUGUUGUGUGUGAUGAAAUUGAUCCAGCUGAUGUAACUGCAAUAGCAACAUCUGUCAAGAGAGCUCUCGCAUCCUAUGGCACCCCUGCCUUGAAAGAGAUGAUUCAGAAUGGCAUGGCCCAAGAUCUUUCAUGGAAGGGGCCAGCCAAACUUUGGGAAAAGAUGCUGCUGAGCCUGAAUGUUGACGGCAGUGAACCUGGAAUUGAAGGGGAGGAAAUUGCUCCUCUUGCCAAGGAAAAUGUUGCCACUCCUUGAGCACGCGGCCUACUAGCAUCGGGUUGAAUAAAGUACACUAACAGAUCUGGUCAAGUACUAUAUCAUAGUAGCACUGUUGGCUCUUCACCUCAUUCAAGUUUCUGACCCGUGUCAGCAAAAGCAACAUGCCUGGUGAAGAAGUAAGUGCUGCUUAUAAGGGUUAGUGAUAUUUAAGGCUGUGUAGAAAAAUUGAUGCAGCUAACAUAUGCUGCUAUGAACCAGUGUAGAACCGUUUUUAGUAGUUCUUGCUUAAUAAUUUCAAGCAUUAUGUAAGUAAAUAAAAGUUGUCUAUACUAGUGUCUCUUUUGUCCUA